AACCCUACGGCAAAAAAUCUAAAACCCCAAACACAAAAAACGGUGCAAGCAUAGGGCUGAGACUCAGAGCUCAACUUCAUCUUCUUUGUCGGAAAAUGGCGUCAUCUCCGAUAACAAUGAUGAAGAUGAAGUUAAACAACUGCUCACCGCCGUCAACCGCCGCCGCAGCUCGGUUUUUACCACUUCUUGGGCCCCACCAAAUUCGCUUCCGUUCCUCUCUGGCUCUCUUUCACAACCCAUCUUUUCCCAGAACCAUCAUCACUCGUUCAACGUUUUCCUCUUCCUCCAUCAUCACUGCUGCAAUGGCUAGUGAGGCAUCGGUAAAAGUGAUUGAUGGGAAAAAAGUUGCAAAAGAUGUCAGAGAUGAAAUAAAUGCCGAAAUAACUAGGAUGAAAGAUUCGAUUGGUGUUGUUCCUGGCCUGGCAGUUAUACUUGUUGGGGAUAGGAAAGAUUCUGCAACUUAUGUUCGCAACAAGAAAAAAGCUUGUGAAACUGCUGGGAUCAAAUCCUAUGAAGUGUGUUUGCCUGAGAACUCAACAGAAGAAGAAGUUCUCAAGUAUAUUUCAGACUUCAAUGAUGAUCCUAUGGUUCAUGGAAUUCUUGUUCAGCUACCAUUACCUUCGCAUAUGGAUGAGGAGAAAAUCCUACAUGCUGUUUGCAUUGAGAAGGAUGUAGAUGGAUUCCACCCACUAAAUAUUGGCCAGCUUGCGAUGCGAGGUAGAGAGCCCUUAUUUGUCCCCUGUACACCCAAAGGAUGCAUUGAGCUUCUUCAUCGGUACAAUGUGGAAAUCAAGGGGAAAAAAGCGGUUGUCAUUGGCAGGAGCAAUAUAGUUGGAAUGCCUGCUGCCUUGCUGCUGCAGAGGGAAGAUGCCACCGUCAGCAUUGUUCAUUCCAGAACCAAGAACCCAGAGGAGAUCACAAGACAAGCAGAUAUCAUAAUAGCAGCUGUAGGGAAACCAAACAUGGUUAGAGGUAGCUGGAUCAAGCCUGGGGCAGUAAUUAUUGAUGUUGGGAUUAAUCCUGUGGAGGAUGCUACAAAUCCUCGAGGCUAUCGAUUAGUUGGAGAUGUUUGUUAUGAGGAGGCCAUCAAGGUUGCUUCAGCUAUUACUCCUGUUCCUGGAGGAGUUGGGCCCAUGACUAUAGCAAUGCUUCUCUCCAAUACUUUGUUAUCAGCAAAGCGAAUUAACAACUUCAAGUGAGAUUUUGAAGUUCAGUAGUCUAACCAGGUGGGCCAUAUUGUUGAGCUUCUCAGCUGUUUUUCCUGUCUCUUAGUCGGCAUGUAUCUGCCUUUAUGAGCUUGUAGUGUGAAAACUAACUUUAAGGAACAAAGGAUCUAAACGAUCUUCAACUCGAGGGACAAUGAUAAGCUACCUAAGAGGUGCAGUCAAAGCUGGAUACCAUGACAUACUUUAUAGAGUUUGGUAGGGAAUAAGGUCUGAUGGCGGAAAUCAAGUCUUAGGUGAAACAAGUUCGCCCACUAUGGUUUGAUUGCACAUUUUAAUCCCUUUUUUCCUUUCGGAUUGUUGUCUUCAGUUGUUGAGUGGUCUGACUGAAGCUCUUGUACUCAGAACAAUUGUAUAUGUGCUAUUAGCUGUAUGGUUUGUCCAACAUAUAUGCAGAUUCAUAUCAUUUGAGUAA
This is a messenger RNA of Solanum verrucosum, 1638 nucleotides long. Its product is annotated as bifunctional protein FolD 4, chloroplastic. The coding region runs from base 96 to 1199 and encodes 367 amino acids. Gene Ontology annotation, cellular component: cytosol. The transcript has 5 exons. NCBI's taxonomy places the organism in Eukaryota, Viridiplantae, Streptophyta, Magnoliopsida, Solanales, Solanaceae. The record is from RefSeq and is a predicted model, not a curated record. Gene Ontology annotation, molecular function: methylenetetrahydrofolate dehydrogenase (NADP+) activity; methenyltetrahydrofolate cyclohydrolase activity. Gene Ontology annotation, biological process: tetrahydrofolate interconversion.